GCCUUUAAUUACGCGCGCUACGCGGUUUGCAUGCAAGGACAAGUGGAAGAAGUGUUUAGCUGGCGCAGUGGUUGUAAACAUUGCGGUUAUACGAAGACCUUUGGAUUUUGUGUUCGUGAGAGCUACUCUUGAGCCUGUAAAUUAUGGCUAAUCCCUGUGCUGGAUGUACGAAACCAGUGUACUUUGCUGAGCGGUUAGUUGCUAUGAAUAGAGACUGGCACAAGAUAUGUUUCAAGUGUGCCGACUGCAAGCAAACCUUGACACCAGGAAAGCAGAAUGUGCAUGAUGAUAAGCCCUACUGCAGAACGUGCUAUGGAAGAAAUUUUGGACCAAAAGGCUACAGCUCCGGCAAUGCUACAGCUGUCAAUAGCUAUGUGACCAAGUAGGAGAAGGAAACCAGUGAUGAACAAACAAGGAGACCAGUGAUGUAUCCCUGUUAAGCAUUCCGACCAACCAGAUUCCACAAAAGACUAAAUAAGUCUCACAUGAAAUGCAUCCUUUUAAAAGUGUUGUACAGACUACAUGUUCUUAUUGGCUUGAAAUGACUGGAAAAUUUAUUCAAAUGUCAGCACUUAGUGAGCUCAAGCAGCUGCAUGUAUGCUGACUCCAUGAGGUUUACUUUCAAAAGCAAAAUAUUUACACCGUAACAUUCUGCUGACCAAUAUUUGCUCCAUGUAUUUAUAAAGUUCCAGUAUUUCAGGAAAGGAUAGAGUGCUCAUCAUGUGCAACCUCCAAACCAUUUUUUUGGGAGGGGGGACACAUGCAGUUGAUCAGUUUUACAAGGAAAGGAAAUUUGAGUGAAAAGUUUGAGAAAGACCCAGUAGAAUGAUGAACUGCUUUGGGAGAAUGUUUUUUAAUAUGAGGAGUUAUUAAUCAAAGGUGUGCAUAUGGCCUCUUAUACCCCCCCCCAAACAAAAUGAGGAGUGUUUUAGAGAAAGACUCUGAUAAACUUUCCAACAUUAGUCUUCUAGAAAUGUUUAUUCUUCAAAUCAUUUUGUGCUUUUCUAAAAGGUGUAACAGCAGCAAAACAACAAACAGUACAUGUAAUGGUUUACUUUUCUCCAAUUGACAAUUUUCACAAGAUUCUAUUCCACUUGAAAUUUGAUUCAAACAACUUGAAAUACAUCUAAGUGUAACUUAGAUGUAUAAUAGGUCCGUAAAAGACUGUACAGCUUUUAUGUAUUUAGUUAUUAGGAGCGAUAAAAAUGAAGCACCAUGUAAUCUUUUAAGCUUGCCGGUAGUAUGUUACAAGGCGACAUCAGAGUUAAUGAAACAUGUUCACUUUCAUCCGUUCCACAGUGAUCUAGAUAAAUUACCUUUUAUUUUUUAUUAAGAAAAUGCAUUAAACAUGAUGCUAACGACGAUCAUUUUAGAUUUAUUUAAGAAUGAUCAACGUAAUGUUGAAAUGAAAUUGUGCAUGGUCAAUUGUGUAGAGCAACUCUGAAAAUAGAAUGUCAGCUUGCUUGAAUAUCCUGUGAGAAAAACCUUCGAAACAUGUCAAAUGGCUGGGCAAAAAAAAGUCUGCUAAAGUCUUGAAAUCUCUGAAAAUCUUGAAAACGUUCAAUUUGGGGGGAUUUUUAAUUCCUGGAAAGCUUAGCAGCACAUGAGAAAACUAAAAUGUGUGUAUAAUUAUUGAAGAGUAUCGGUAAAUGGAUACCUAAAUUUUAAUUUUAGCAUAGCAUAAACCAGAGACAGGUUUUGUAGAAAGUGGACCCAUUCCUUUCAAAACAUUGGAAAAUCCAAUUUGACAUACUUAUAAGUGAUUUAUGGUCAUUGUUUUAUUUGGGGGAUUUUAUGGUCAAAUAUUGCAAAAGAGGUUUUCUUCCCAUUGCAUCUAUCUGAGUCUGUCAUGUGACCUACACCAGUCUAUUGCACAUCCUAAAAUAGAAUUCAGAGCCAACCCAUGAUCUUCAACCUUUGCUAAUUAAUUCUGUGUUGUGAUUGGCCAAUGAUUGGCCAGUGAGGUUGCUUCCCUCUACAUGACAUCCUUUUCAGUUGUGCAUGGGGAAGCAGGUUACAACAUGUAUGAUGAAUUUAUGAGCAGCAUACAUCCACAUCCACACAUAGGAUUUUGAUGGGAGUCUACUCAUUAAUAUUUCUAUAAUGAACAUCUUCUUGGGACAUACCCAAAUGAUUCGAAGAUUGUGUAGAGAUUAAUAAUAGAUGUUUAUGGAGGGGCUGUGUGCGUGGAUGAAACUAUUUUCAAGGAUGAAUUUGCGCGGAGGAGAUGUUAAUUAAUAUGAGAAUACACUCUUAUAAUACACAUUGGGCAGGGCAAAAAUCUAAAAUUAAUGGAUGAAACUGUUGCAAGAUAGAAGGGGUCCAAUUUCAGGCCUUCCAAAUUUUGAUAUCUGUUGGGCAUUUGGGGAAGUUUUCUGGGAAAUUGCUUCUUGGUAAAUUUUGAACCAGCAUGUUGCAUAAUUAGGACUAUUGUAGCAUUUACACUAAUCAUGUUGCAAUGUAGAUGUGCAUGUAUGUUAUCCACAUACUGAAUGACGCAGUGGUUUUCAUUGCCCACCCAUGGCCAGUCAACGUCCAUAAAUUCAGGCAGUCAAUUUAUUUUAGUGUUGCAUAUAGAUCACACAGUGACAGAUGUGACCAGUCAUCAUUUGCUUCAUUAGAAAAUACAUGGACACAUGUACGUGUACUCCCCAGCAACUUGACAUUAAUCGGCUCAUGCUCAUCUCAUUAAUUAGUUAUUCUAUUCUCUAAAUUUGAUUACAAAUCCUAAGCAUAAGAGGUCAGCUAAAACACCUGCUAAAGGGAAGAAUUUCAUAACACAAUGUACAUAUACGUGUACAGGGUCUGAAAUUUACACAGCUUUAUUUUUUACACUUUUUAAUUUUGGUGAUGAUCAUUUUUUUUCUUGACAUCCAAAUGGAUUCUCAAGCCAAAGACUGCGUUGGAGCGUGAUCCACAAUGUAGCUCUCAGCUUUUUAUUAUAAUUUUUCCUGUCUGGCUGAAGUACAUGUAACGGUUGUUGAUUGACAUCUGAAGCAUUAAGGAGCAAUGACAGAGUUUGAGAAGCUUAGGUUAGGAAGAUCAAUGAGCGUUCCAGCUUUGGAUUUGAUUUCUGUUCCAUAUAUCUUGUUUUACUUGUUCAGUUGUUUGUUACUGGAUUUUUUUUGUUCAGAAUCAUUUGAGGGCAGAUUUUUUUAGUUUAGUUUGUUGAUUUCUUGUAAAUUCCAAUUGACAUAUUCGUUGCAUUAGUGUAUUUGGACAUGACGUAGGUUAGUUUGCUAUCCAGGUGUGUUGGCUUGUUUGUUUGUUGGGUGGAUGGUGAGUGGGUAAUUGGGUGGCCAGUCACUUUAUUUUCACGGUUUGUUCAUUUACAAACAAAACUGCAAGAUUGUACAUUUCAUUAACUCUGGUUUCCCUCCAGCACAUAUACUGUCUUUUCUUGUCCCAGAUUAUUUACAUUUUCUCAAAUAUUAAUCCAGUAAUAGAAAAAUCAGCAAGUGUUUUUUCAGUAUCUCAUACAGAUGCGCAGUUAUCGUCAUCAUCAUCUGUAUUACUUCAAUAACAGUAAAUAACUUUUCAUGUUAAUUAAUUAAUGGUUAUAAUCUGCUGUCGAUCAAGUUCUGAUAUAAAGAUUUAGGAAACAGGAAAUUUUAAUUUUUUCCCUGUCUCUAGCUUGGUUAAAUGUAUUUAUCAAUCUGUAUUUAUGAUAAGGAAGGGUACACCAGAUUUAUCAUGUGAUUAUUCAAUCUAGCAAGUGUUCUUUCCUUCUUGUGAAUUUUGCAAAUUGACAGUGUUCCUGCCAUAAGGUGCAUCAUCAACCUGAUUGUCUGAUCUAAGUUCCAUGGUUGUUUACCAUCAUUUUAAGAUAUCAACGAUUAUGGUUCAAUGGGAAUUUCCUCCUGAGUUUCGAACAUUUUUUCCCUUGUACCAUGGCGUUUGCCUGAGGAAAAUUAACAAUUUUUGUUGAAGUCCAGAAACCAUGCCUAAGUAGUUUCCAUGACUACAACAAAUAUGGGAAGCAUGAUUUGAAAAAGUGAUGUCUGUCGGUUUAUUCUUCUAUACAAAAUGAUUCUAAAUUGUAUUCACUGAUGCUUGUAGUGUGAUGAAAUGUAUUCCAAACUCCAUUCUAGAAUUUACUGAAAGUUUGUUGAAAGUGUUAAUGUUGUAUAUGUACUGAAAUAAUAAUAUAGUUUAACAUUAGUAUAAUUCUCAAAUUGCUUGCAAUAAGCCAUUCCAAAUAUAUCUAUGGAUAUACUCCAAAUUAUAUUUUAGUUACAAAUAGUUGUGGCUGCAUGUACAUUUUUAAUCAAGUACUGUGUUUGUCAUGUAUAGUUAAUGCAUGUCUAGCUUUUGCACGUCGGUAACUAAAUGUUUCAACCUUUCGUGGACAGAGUAUAGUAUUUGAAUUAAGUUUUAGCCCAACAGAGAGAGAAUAUGCUUACUUUUCCCAAGCUCAUCACCUGAGAAUAAAGUUUUCUUUUCUUCAAAUUAUUUGUUGUAUUAUUUUUUUUUACAAUAUCUGAUGCCAGAAAGCACAAAACUUGAUGUCCUUAAUCAUGUGACAAAUAUUGUCAGUUAGUGACUGGCUUGGUUCACCUUCAAUAUCUGUUUACAGACAUUGUUGAUUUAUUGCAAAAAAGGCAGUGCUUAAUAAACUUGACACAAGACAUGUUUCUCACCACUUUUGACUAAAGACGUUCUCAACUAAAACUGACUUUACUUCUGAGUGUCUUAGUAUAUUUACAUAUGUGUUAAAAUCCGUCGAGUCUGGAAGUACUAAUUUUGUUACAGAUUUUUAGGGUUGUUUUAUGAACAAACCCUUUUGUGUUAGAUGAAUGUAUAUCCAUUGUUGAAUUUUCUAAGUUGAGGGGUAACAGGGACUUUUGCUUUCACUUUCAUCCCCUGAUUGCGUUUUGUACCAAAUUAUUGAAAUCCUACAAGAUAUUUUAACUGUAACAUACCGCUCGCGUACUUCGUAUGUGUAAUUGCUAUUUCAUUGUAAUGUAGCUCUCUGCCGUUGUUUGGUUUGUGAACACAGUACAGAUGUUAUUCAAAUACUGCUUGUUAUGAUUACAUUUGUACGUGUUGUUCCUUUUGUUUGAGUGCUAAGUCUGAAAACUGUAUUCCAUGGCGCGAUUUUAUGGAAAAGAAGUGGUGGUAAAAAUUGUGAAAAAUAGGACCUCCAUACUGACUGUGAUUUCCAACACUUAAUUGAAUUUUGUUUAUUCCAUUAAAUGGGAUACUGAAACGCCAGCAGGACGAUUUUCAGGCCGUGAUGGCUGAAUUCCUAUGCCAUACUACAUAGCGCAGUAGAGAGGAAUUGAAUGCAUUAAAUUUAAGUCUUUAGCAGUAGGCAGCAUUUUACAUUAUGCAAAAGUAAUGCUUCAUUGUCUUCAGCUUGUAGCGAAAGCAUAAUACACGUAUAUAUCGUCAGCAUUGGCACAGAUUGAUUGCAUUUUCUCAUGUUUUAUGGGAAACUUGUUUACUACAUUAUGUAGAACAAUACAUGUGCUUAAAUGACAAGA
Molecule: messenger RNA, 5486 nt
Organism: Acanthaster planci (crown-of-thorns starfish)
Lineage: Eukaryota; Metazoa; Echinodermata; Asteroidea; Valvatida; Acanthasteridae
Product: cysteine-rich protein 1-like
Source: RefSeq, a predicted model, not a curated record